CUCCCGCCGGCGCUCCCGGGGCGCGGGGCGGGUGGAAGCGGGGGCGCCGCCUGCGGGUGCGGGGCUUGCGGCGCUGGCUGGCUCAGGGAGCCGGCGGCCCGAACCUCUUCCUGGCCGGCCUCCGCCCGCUCACGGGUCGGGCGCGGCGCUGCCUCUUGGGCCACGGAGGGGCAGGCGGGCGCCGGGUCCCGGGUCUCGGGUCCGGGCUCCAGCCGAGAGAUCGCGGAUUGGCCGUGAGGAGACACUGGGCCAGCCCUCUCUUGUGGGCAAGUCGGGCCCUGGGUGGGGGUCGUCUCUCCGGUGUGUCCGCCUGGUUCCGGCCCCCGCGUCCCUCCCUUUUGCAGCGCAGAGCCUCUGUUAUGCACCUAAAGCCAUACUGGAAACCCCAGAAGAAAGUGCCACCUCUGGGAACCAGCAAGGAAACUCUGAGAACUCCUACGAGCCACCAAGAGGCUGUAAAUGAUGACAGAUGCAAAGCUAGCUACAUGAAACCAAGUGUCUUUCCUUCCGCUUUUCUUGACAAAGCACCAUCUCAAAAGCCUUUUGAAAUUUCUCCAGAUGUUUUGUGCAAUAUGAGCGGGAAGAGUCCUGCAGAGAGCAGCCUGAAUGUGAAGACCAAGAAGAAUGCCCCACCUGCCACAAUCCACCAGGGCGAGGGAGGAGAAGGGCCGCUUGAUAUCUGGGCUGUUGUGAAACCUGGAAAUACCAAGGAGAAAAUUGCAUUCUUUGCAGCCCACCAGUGUAGCAGUAGGAUAGGAUCUAUGAAAAUUAAAAGCUCCUGGGAUAUUGAUGGGAGAGCUACUAAAAGGAGGAAAAAAUCAGGGCAUCUUAAAAAAGUCAAGAUACAGUUAGAAAGGAUGAGGGAUGUCAACAGCAGGUGCUACCAGCCUGAGCCUUUUGCCUGUGGCAUUGAGCACUGUUCUGUGCAUUAUGUGGGUGACGGCGGGGACGGCAUCUGUGCUGGGAGGCCUCUGUCAGUCAUACAGAUGGUUGCCUUCCUUGAGCAGAGAGCCAGUGCUCUGCUAGCCAGUUGUGCAAAAAGCUGCAAUAACUCACCUGCUGUGGUGAGGUUUUCUGGGCAUCCCAGAAGUGUGAUGCCAGCCUCCGAGCCCUUCUCUGCCCCAGGAGCUUGUGAAGAACCCACAGAAAAGGGAAAUCCUGAGGUUGGUGAACCACAGAGUGAGCCAGUCCGUGUCCUUGACAUGGUAGCCAGAUUGGAGUCCGAGUGCCUGAAGCAGCAGAGCCAGCGUGAGCCUGGAAGCCUCUCGAGAAAUAACAGCUUCCGUCGCCACGUAGGUCGGGUGUUGCUUGCAAGUGGCACUCAGGCUGAUGAAGGCAAGACAAACAAAGGCAUCUUGGAGACCCCCGACACUCAGGUGGAUCCUGUGGAGCCCGGGUCUAUGGACGGCAGCCCGUCAGGAGCUGACCACUGUACUCCUGAGGGGGAUCAGGCCUGGGGCAGUGCUCUGCCAAGCUGUCCCUCACUGCCAGCGGGUGUGAGUUUCUCUAUGGACAGUGCAGAAGUGGAGCCAGAUCAGCAGACUUCCUUGAAAAACAGCACUAGAUAUGAUGUGGAAAUGACAGAGGAACUUGUCGGGUUGCCUUUCCCUCCUCACACCAGUCCCAAAGCCAUUGAAUUGCCCACAGGUGCUGUUGACUGUAUAAGUAGAGAGCUUGUGCCCCUUACUAGCCAAAAUCUUGAUCAGAGAAGGAAAGAAUCUUUGUGCAUUAGUAUCACUGUGUCCAAGGCAGAGAAAGACCAGCCUUCUGGUUUAAAGUCCUGUGAAGACCCACUUCCAGGGAUGUUGUUUUUUUUGCCGCUGGAUCAGCGCCAGUCAACCCGCUCCCCACUGAAUGAGAGCACAACAGGAGAGUCUCCCGAGGCCAGCCAGCUUGAGGCUGCCACUGCAGGCGGUGGUGCGCCCAACGCAGAGAGUGUCACGGCUGAUCCGUGUGGCCUGCCAGCCUCUCCUGCGGGAAGGGCAUUGCUGGGGCACAAGGCGUCCAGCUGGAGGAGGCAGGUGUCUCACAACUUUCUGGAGACCAGGUUUAAGAUCCAGCAGCUUUUGGAGCCUCAGCAGUACUUGGCUUUUCUGCCCCACCACCUUAUGGUGAAAAUCUUCAGGUUACUUCCCACCAGGAGUUUAGUAGCUCUUAAAUGUACCUGCUGCUAUUUCAAGUUUAUCAUUGAGUACUACAACAUAAGGCCAGCUGAUUCUCGCUGGGUUCGAGAUCCACGCUAUAGAGACGAUCCUUGCAAGCAGUGCAAGAAGAAGUACGUGAAAGGGGAUGUGUCCCUGUGCCGGUGGCACCCCAAGCCCUACUGCCAGGCAUUGCCCUACGGGCCGGGGUACUGGAUGUGCUGCCAUCGCUCUCAGAAGGGCUUCCCUGGCUGCAGGCUGGGUUUGCAUGACAAUCACUGGGUCCCUGCCUGCCACACCUUCAAUCGGGCAAUCCAUAAGAAGGCAAAAGGGACUGAAACUGAAGAGGAAUGUUAGAGUCUCUCUGAGAGGUGACAGAGGGACCGAUUUUCAGGACUGCAGACCACCACCUCCAUGCACCGUUCCAGAGAGUGAUGCCUUGCAGGGUCAUCACUCUGCAGAAUCCACACUUACUCCAUCAGGACUGCCAUAGCUCAGGCAUUUUUUAACUCUUCAUUUACAAGCUGCACAAUAAAAUUGGCCACAUUGUCUUACAGUGGCACCUCACAUUUGGUCCAGGGUGACUCAUUUGGUGGUGAAUAACUACAUCUGUUUUCCCAAAUCAAAUCCACCUGCAAAGGAUGACGUCUUGCCACCGUCAAGGCUGUUCAGAAAAGUUCAUUGCAGAUUAUGCAGACAUUCCCCAAAAGGGUUCCAGAACUGGUUUGAGCACUGGCACCAUAUUGGAAGUACAGGAAUAGUGUCCUGUGAAAAGAUUAGCAGCAGUCUUGGUUGAAAAGUAUGCUUACAAAAGAAAAGUCGGGCACCUUACCUUACACCUUGUAUGCUUGAUCUGUGAGAUUGAUGCUUGUGACUGGAGAUAGAUUUCAUGCCCUGUGGUGUUUACAGUGUAUAUAAUAGCUGUGUUUUCUUAGGGCUAUGAAAGUGCACAUUAAACCUGAGCGCCUUUACCUUGGAUGAGUGCUUUUGGCCCUGCUGUAAAUAGCACUAUUAAAAUCCAGUUGUAUAUAGUGGACAACUGACUGAACAACAUAAUCAGCACAAUGCAGCUAGGAUAGUGUUGCGGCUACAGUUGUGUGGUUUUUUUAUCGUCUUGUCUCAAAUUUGUACAUCCUGUAUAAAACAUGAAUGUUUCCCAAGUAAACUAUGAAUGUGUCCUGUAUAAUAUAUGAAUGUUUCUGAGAAGAAACUCUAAACAGUUAAGAGGUUAACCUGUUGAAAGGAUACCAAAUAAUCGUUUAACCAGACAACUUCAAAAUUAGCAUAGAGAACAGUCCUUUGCUUUAUUUUAGUGAUCGACCAAGAAUAACAGAAUAUUAUAUAGUCAGAUUAUAACAUUCUGUUUUAUUCUUUCUGUCUGGUUACAAAAUUUAAAAAAAUCAAUAAAAACAUGCAUCCUAAUUGGGACCUGAGUGUUGCGGAUUUUUCUCCUUUUUUGAGCUAAUAUUGGUAGGCACUUACCAAUGAAGGAUGUUGUGAAUAGGGUUGUAAG
Molecule: messenger RNA, 3654 nt
Organism: Manis javanica (Malayan pangolin)
Lineage: Eukaryota; Metazoa; Chordata; Mammalia; Pholidota; Manidae
Gene: FBXO34
Product: F-box protein 34
Molecular function (GO): protein binding
Source: RefSeq, a predicted model, not a curated record